Molecule: messenger RNA, 831 nt
Organism: Beauveria bassiana ARSEF 2860
Lineage: Eukaryota; Fungi; Ascomycota; Sordariomycetes; Hypocreales; Cordycipitaceae
Product: PIG-P domain-containing protein
Exons: 2
Coding region: 1-831 (276 amino acids)
Source: RefSeq, a predicted model, not a curated record
AUGUCUGCCUCUACAGACGAAGAAGCCGACUACCUCUCCGACGACCACAGCUCUUCUGCCUCGUCGUCCUCGUCGUCCUCCGGAUCCCCUUCCUCAUCCCCCCAACGUCCCGCCAACCCCGUGCCCACCAACUUUUUCGCGCCGCCCUUUUACGGACGUCCUCCGACACCGCUUCCCCCUUCGCCCUCACUCACCUCUCUCCUCCGACCUUCACGCCCAACCACACCCGACGCGUCCGACGACAACGACCACCACCGCCACCACCACCAUCCGCACCACCACCACCACAGCGCCGGCGCCGACGGCCAGCACCACCAGCACCAGUACCACCGCGCGGGCCCGCCCGUGCCGCACGCCGCGCCGCGCGUGCCCACGUACGAGUACUACGGCUUUGUGCUGUACCUCCUCAGCGGCCUCGCCUUUCUCGCCUACCUGCUAUGGAGCUACCUGCCGUCGCCGUUUUUGCACGGCCUGGGCAUAUACUACUACCCGGACCGGUGGUGGGCGCUCGCGACGCCGGCGUACCUCGUCAUGACGCUCGUGUACAUUUACGUGGCGCUGGCGUCGUAUAACCUCGAGAUGCUGACGCUGCCGCUGCACCGCGUCGAGACGGUCGUGGAUGAUGCGGGCCAGCUGGCCGUGGUGGACGCAGAGGGGAAGCUCAGGGGGAGUAGCAGCAGCAGGCAGAGCAACAAGCAGGAGGAGGUGGAGGAGGAAAAGGAGGAGGAGGAGGAGGAAAAGGAGGAGGAGGAGGCGAUGGCCAAGGUGGAGGGGGAGAGGGAGAGGACGUUGCAGGAAGACGAGAAACUUGCCGCAUUCGAUACGGCUUGA